CCAGAGUGCAGGAGAACAGAUGGUUAUGGCAUGACAGGCAGGUUACACAGGUAUCACUAUAAAUACUGUGCCCUGCCCCCUGCCAGUCCUCACCCCCUCCCCCACUAGGAUCAGACUCCACUGACAAAGAGAGAAACCAAUGCCAUCUGGGCGUCAAGUUCUGCAGAGAGAAGAUUUAGCUGGACCCGGUGCUGAGGAUCAAAGGGAUCUCCAGGUGUCUCCUGGGUCACAGGCAAAGGGAAGAUGGAGCCAAAAGCUCUGAUGGACGCCAAAGUUCCAGAACCUGCACCAUCAGGGGCCUCACCUGGGAAUUGUAAAGAUAAGAAUGAUGAAGGGGAAAUGAGCGAAGAAAAGAAUAUGUCCCCCACUCAAGGAGAGCACAAGUCGGACAAUCAAACAAGUAGUAAUGAAGGAUCUCCUAAAAAAAUCACUGGGUGUCCAGCAGACAUCUUGAGACUAAAAUCCAAUCUAAAAUUGAUGACCACGAACAAUGCAGGAUACAGAGCACCUCUAGAGCCCGGAGCCACUGACCUGCAACUGCUAGGUCAAGGGUUUAAGUUUGGAAUUCCACUAAGUCCCGCAGCUCUGGAGCGAGAACUACAGAGCCCAGUGAUCAUCAUCGGACAAGAUGUCUUCCAAAUAAUCGAUGAUUGCCCUCCGCCUCCAGCUCCCUUUCCCCACCACAUGGUAACUCUCCGAACUGGAAAUGUCACUGACCUGUAUGACCUGAACAUGGAUGAGAUUCUUGGAGGGGGUCGAUUUGGAGAAGUCCACUUAUGCAAGGAGAAGUCCAGCGGGCUCCAACUCGUGGCUAAAGUGUUAAAAGUUCAGAGCGAGCGAGAACGGGAAAUGGCGCUGAAUGAGGUGGCUGUAAUGAACCAGUUGGACCAUCCCAACCUCAUACAGAUGUUUGAUGCUGUGGAAACUCCGACCGAGAUUUUCCUGGUUUUAGAAUACGUUGGGGGAGGGGAGCUAUUCGAGAGGAUUAUUGAUGACAGCUACAAGCUGAUGGAGGUAGACGCCAUGGUGUUCGUGCGCCAAAUUUGUGAGGGCAUCUUUUAUAUGCACCAAAUGUAUGUGCUUCACCUGGAUCUGAAGCCAGAAAACAUAGUGUGCGUGUCUCCCAUCAGCCACAAGGUGAAAAUCAUAGACUUUGGCCUCGCCCGGAGGUAUAAACCACAGAACAAGCUCAAAGUUUCUUUUGGGACCUCCGAAUUUUUGUCACCAGAAGUCAUCAACUUUGAUCAAGUUUCUUUCCCGACAGACAUGUGGAGUGUUGGUGUAAUCACAUACAUGAUGGUAAGUGGAUUGUCCCCUUUUCUGGGAGCUAAUGACACAGAGACGAUGAACAAUGUGUUGAUGGGUGAUGCAGACUUUGAUGAAGAACCUUUUGAGCUGGUAUCAGAUGAAGCCAAAGACUUUAUAUCUAAUCUACUGGUGAAAGAAAAGAGUGGGCGUAUGAGUGCUAGUCAGUGUCUCAAGCACCCAUGGCUGAAUGAUCUUGCCAGGAAAGCAAAGCUCUGCAACCGUCUCCUGAAAUCACAGAUGGAGUUGAGGAAAUACAUGAUGAGGAGGCGCUGGAAGAAGAAUGUAUUUGCCGUGACGGCAGCAAACCGAUUUCUGAAGGUCAGUAGCUCCGGAUGUCUGACCUCAAUGGCCGAAUGAGCAUCUGAUGGGUAACCAAGGAAGCCAAGCCAUACUUCUAAAGCCAUAAUGAGUGACCAGUGAACCUCCAUUAUCUAGACAUGCUUUAAGGAAUUUUCGAGAUGAAAGCACAAAGGAUCGGGAUCAAUAGAUUAUGGUCCCACUGCCACCUCCUGAAGCUUCCCUUGAAAAGUACCUCAGGACUUUAUGGAUACCAUCUUGUAGGCUGGGAGUCCAUGUGAGCAUCUCCUGGGCCUGAUCCUACUAUGCUGGAUAAAUAGCUUUAUGCUUGGGUUAUAGAUCUGAUACAAAUCAUGGACCUUGGUGAAAAAUAAGAUGACAUCACUGCCAUAUAAGAUGACAUCAUUGCCAUAUAAGAUGACAUCACUCUGUGUAGGAGCUCCAUGCACAAUAUGUAUGAAGCAUUCAUUUGUAAUGCAAGUUACAGAUGUAGCAGAACUGAACUUGCCAUUUCAGCAUGUUGGGAAUGAAAGAACAUUUUCACCUCUGCUACAUCUGAGAUCCCUCUAGUUUGGAUACAUCAUUGUACAAUUUGCAUGGUGCAUCAUGACGUUUCUGCACUUCCCAUUGCUACAGGCUUUGCUACCUCUUAUUUCAGGGGAGCCUGUGGACCCCCAGGCAUAGGGUCAAUGUGUGGGGGAGAUUUAUCAUUGUUGUCUUUGAAAAGUGAAUUUUGAAGUCAUAUUUUUUGCUUAUGUGUGACAUAUUUAAAGGGGUAUUCCAGGGAUUUUUUUUAUUUGACUAUGCUACAGGGGCAGUAAAGUUAGUGUAGUUCAUAAUAUAGUGUCUGUACCUGCGUGUGACGGUUUUAUCACAAUUCUUAUGUGAGUUUCACCCCAAUAUUUAUUUUUAUUUGUCUAUGCUACAGGGGCUAUAAAGGGGGGGUUGAUAAAUUUGGCAAAAAAAAACAAGCAAUAACUUCAGAACAACAUUUUGUAUGAUUCCUCUUAUCCUCUAACUUUUCUGCACAAAAAGUCUCAGUUGUGACUUUUUGUGAGACUUUUUUUUAACGUGCCCUCCAAUGGCAGCUUUGUAAGCCAGGCCUGACGUAGCUUUAACCCCUUAAGGACUCAGGGUUUUUCCGUUUUUGCACUUUCGUUUUUUCCUCCUUACCUUUUAAAAAUCAUAACCCUUUCAAUUUUCCACCUAAAAAUCCAUAUUAUGGCUUAUUUUUUGCGUCACCAAUUCUACUUUGCAGUGACAUUAGUCAUUUUACCCAAAAAUGCACGGCGAAACGGAAAAAAAAAUAAUUGUGCGACAAAAUUGAAAAAAAAACGCCAUUUUGUAACUUUUGGGGGCUUCCGUUUCUACGCAGUGCAUAUUUCGGUAAAAAUUACACCUUAUCAUUAUUCUGUAGGUCCAUACGGUUAAAAUGAUACCCUACUUAUAUAGGUUUGAUUUUGUCGCACUUCUGGAAAAAAUCAUAACUACAUGCAGGAAAAUUUAUACGUUUAAAAAUGUUCUCUUCUGACCCCUAUAACUUUUUUAUUUUUCCACGUACGGGGCGGUAGUUUUUAUCGGUAUGAUUUUUGUUUUGAUAGGACUUUUUGAUCACUUUUUAUUCAUUUUUUAAUGGUAUAAAAAGUGACCAAAAUACGCUUUUUUGGAUUUGGAAUUUUUUUUGCGCGUACGCCAUUGACCGUGCGGUUUAAUUAAUGAUAUAUUUUUAUAGUUCGGACAUUUACGCACUCGGCGAUACCACAUAUGUUUAUUUUUUAUUUUUUUUACUCUGUUUUAUUUUUUUUAUGGGAAAAGGGGGGUGAUUCAAACUUUUAUUA
Messenger RNA from Hyla sarda, 3443 nucleotides. RefSeq names its product myosin light chain kinase 2 (gene MYLK2). Gene Ontology annotation, biological process: protein phosphorylation; intracellular signal transduction; positive regulation of apoptotic process. NCBI's taxonomy places the organism in Eukaryota, Metazoa, Chordata, Amphibia, Anura, Hylidae. Gene Ontology annotation, cellular component: cytoplasm; nucleus. The transcript has 13 exons. Bases 244 to 1665 code for a protein of 473 amino acids. The record is from RefSeq and is a predicted model, not a curated record. Gene Ontology annotation, molecular function: protein serine/threonine kinase activity; ATP binding.